UUAUGCGUAAACAUAACAAAUAUUUUUUUUUUUUCGUCGAGCACCACGUGUUUUUUUAUUUUGAUUUUUAAAUAUCAAAAAAGAUUUUCUUAAAAAUGUUUAAAAAUCGCCCGUUAUUGGAUAAAGAUUUAUUGAAAAAACGUAAAAAAUUAAAGAAAAAAUUAUCAAAAUUAAAUCGACAAAAAUAUCGUAAUAUUGAUGGUAAUGAUGAUGAUGAAAAAUUGAAAAAUGAAAAGAAAAACAUCAUCAAUAACGAAGAAAAAUUAUUAGAAGAUAUUGUUUUCAAUACAAAUGCAUCAAUAUUGAAUCGUAUCGAUCGUAAUGUUGAUCUUAUUUCCAUAGAUCUUGACGAAAAUCCUACCAAUAAUGUUGAUAAUAAUGAUGAUAAUAAUUUGCCAAACAAUUUAUUCAUUGUAGAUAAACAUGGUGAUGAUCGUAAUAUUGAUUUUGAUGAUGAUGAUGAUGAUGGUCAUGAUAAAAAUGUUACCGAUAUCGUCGAUGAUGGCCAUAAACAACAACGUGAAGAAUCGAUGCCAGUUGACGAUGAUGAUGAUCGAAUGGCACAACGAUUCAAAACAGAAUUGUUUGAAAAAUUACAUGGUGAUGGUGGUAAACAAAAUGAUCAAUCAAAAACCAAACAAGUUUGGUUUGAUGAUGAUGAUGAAAUUGAUGUAUCCAUAGCAUUGGAUGAUUGUAAAAAAUUACCAAAAUCAGUAAAAUCUCAAGAUAAAUAUCGUCAAUAUUUGGAACGAAAAUUUACUGAAAUUUAUGAACCACCAAAUUGGGCACAAUCAAAAACAUUGGAAAAUAAACGAAAAUCACGUCAACACAAAGAUCAAGACACUGAUGACAGUGACGAUGAUAAUGAAAUUCAAGUUGAACAAAUUGCCUAUGGUAACCUGAAAAGACCAAAUCAAAUUCAUCAAUUGAAUAAAGAAUUUUUACGAGUGAAAAAAUGUCCACAUCUAAAUCAAUCAAGUCGUAUUCGUACACCAUUAAAUUGUUUACAAUUUCAUCGAAAUUCUACUGUUGCAAUGAUUGGAUCAUCAAUUGGUUUGAUUCGUUUGUUUCAAGUUGAUGGAAAAUUAAAUUCCAUUAUACAAUCUAUUUAUUUUCAAGGUUAUCGUUUAACGGAUGCAAGAUUUAUAUCCCUAAAUGGUCGUGAAGAAAUUCUUGUUGGAUCGGAUGGUAUGAAUACAAAAUGUCAUGGUUUUUGUUAUUAUUAUGAUAUGUUAGUGGGAAAAAUUCUACGAAUCCCGCUAACAAAAGGUGGUAAACACCGAUAUUCAUUACGUAAAUUUCAAAUAUCACCAAAUAAUCAAUUUAUAGCUGCAUGUGAUGAUAAUGGUAAUAUAAAUUUAUUAUCAUCAACAACAAAAGAAUUAAUCAGUGAAAUGAAAAUCAAUGGUAAUGUUAAUUGUUUAUCAUUUAGUCCGGAUUCAAAUUAUCUGAUUGCACAUGGUGAACAAACUGGUGGCCAGGCAUUUAUAUUCGAUAUCCGACAAUCAAAUAAACAAUGUAUUAAUCGUUUUAAUGAUUUGGAUACAAUAUCGGCUACAUCAAUGGAUUUAAGUCCAACUGGAAACCUGUUAGCAAUUGGUUCAAAUAUGGGCGUUAUAAAUCUAUAUCAAUUCAAUGAUGUUAUCAAACAAACAAAUCCUAAACCGAUAAAAUCCGUUAUGAAUCUAACAACUGCUAUAACAUCCGUAAGAUUUAAUCAUGAUGGACAAUUAUUAUUAUUCGCAUCGAAUCAGAAAAAUGAUUCAAUCAGAUUUUUGAAUACAAAUUCAAUGACUGUUUAUAAAAAUUUUCCAUUAUUUGUUGGUGGUAAUAGUGGCCGAACUUAUGGCAGAAUUUUUGAUUUAGAUUUUUCACCACAUAGUGGUUAUGCAUCAUUUGUAACCGGUCAUGGUACUGGUCAUUUAUUUCGUAUCAAUGAAUAUUCUAAUUAUUGAUUUGAUUUUGAAAAGAAAAUUUAAAAAAAAAUGAAACUUUAUUUGGUAAAUCAAUGAUGAA
Dermatophagoides pteronyssinus (European house dust mite) is the source of this 2016-nucleotide messenger RNA. RefSeq names its product U3 small nucleolar RNA-associated protein 18 homolog. NCBI's taxonomy places the organism in Eukaryota, Metazoa, Arthropoda, Arachnida, Sarcoptiformes, Pyroglyphidae. The record is from RefSeq and is a predicted model, not a curated record.